Callorhinchus milii (elephant shark) is the source of this 3322-nucleotide messenger RNA. It is a transcript of the gene wdr53, whose product is annotated as WD repeat domain 53. Gene Ontology annotation, molecular function: protein binding. The transcript has 3 exons. Bases 136 to 1242 code for a protein of 368 amino acids. The record is from RefSeq and is a predicted model, not a curated record. NCBI's taxonomy places the organism in Eukaryota, Metazoa, Chordata, Chondrichthyes, Chimaeriformes, Callorhinchidae.
UUUUACAUCGCCUACAUCAGUGUCAAUAAUAUGAACCAACUUCCAUCGGCAGUGAUAUGAUUUCAGGGUGUCACUUGCCCUGCUUUCUUGACCAUCACUAAAUUUCCAAGCUGCGAAAGGAUCCUAUAAGAAAGAAUGGCUACCAAGUGGACUGGAGGGCACUCAACUGGGGUAUUGUGCCUGGAUGCUAACAGUGAGGGGCUUGUGGUAUCGGGGGCCGAGGAAGGGAACCUCGUCACGUGGAGCAGCGAAGGCUGUCCGGUCAGCUCGCUGAAGCUGGGAGCCGACGAUAUCACUUAUGUGUCGUUCUCACGUACCGACUCCAACACUCUCUACACGUCUCACGGCGAAGCAAUAAGCAUUUUGGAUAUUCGGUGUCUGAAAGAAGCCGCGGAGUGCUUCAAGGUGAACGAGGACGAAAUAAACUGCCUCUCUGUUAAUGAAACAUCCAGCCAUCUUGCAGCAGCUGAUGAUUCUGGAUCAAUAAAGAUCAUCGACUUGGCAAACAGAAAAGUAUCCCGAACACUCCGCAAACACUCGAAUAUUUGCUCUUGCGUGACCUUCCGCCCUCAGAGACCACACAGUUUACUAUCAUGUGGGCUAGACAUGCAGGUGAUGCUAUGGAAUUUGCAAAAAACUCGCCCGGUUUGGACUGUGAACUUUCAAGAACUGACCGAAGAGGAGGAGGAGGAAGAAGAGAUGCAACAGCAAGCUGGAUGUCAGCUUUUCAAUCCACCACUUGUCCACUUCACAUCGGUUGCCAGCUGCGGCAAUGUUUUUGCUUGCGGGGCUGAAGAUGGCAAGAUACGAAUAUUCAGAAUAACCGGAACAAGGUUUGAACUGGAGCAUGGGUUCAGUGGGCAUAGUCUGGGCACUUCUCAAGUCCAUUUUCUAAACUUAUCACAUCCCUACUGGCUGUUGUCUGGAGGGAAUGAUGGGAAAGUUGCACUGUGGGAUGUUGGCGAGAGAAUCCUGAAGGACAACAGAAGCCCUUCAAAGACCACUCCGAGAAAAAAAACAAAGGCUUCCUCUCCUGCUAAGAAAGGCCUGGCAACUAAAGAAUGUAACCUUAGUGCACAAACCUGCAAGGAAAAUAAAAGCAAUCAUCCCUUAGCAAAACUCAGUAUUGACCAUGGAGCGAAGGUGAACUGGCUUUCCUCUGCGGAAAUAAAGGGUCGUAAGACAAUACUGGUUGCUGACCAUACUGGUUGUAUAUCACUUUAUCCCUUAACAAACCUAUAGAUACAUAGAUAAUUAUAUAUCUUUUUGGGGAACUGCAACAUGAACUAAACAUUUACUUCAGUUCAUACUCUGAAGAAUUGCUUCAGAAGCACAAACAUAAGUACAUAGAUUUGUGCUUAAACAGUUAACAUUCAUGCAGCAUGACUGGAUUGUUUGCAUCCAGAAAGGCGGUAAAAAAAAUGCUCUAGAUGCACUAAUUUUGUUUUUGAAUAACUCUAUGCUUUCUAUUUGUUUAGUGAUAGUUUUCCAUAGCAGUACAUUGGAGCAGUACAAGUGGGUAUAAGGGAACAGACCACUGCCAUGUAUUUGGUUUCAGAGAAGCUAUGUUUUGGUUUUGCUUUAUGAAAUAAAUGUUAUUUUGUGGGUGAUAUCUGCAUGCAUUUUGACCAUUGACAAACAUCAUUCAGAAUAUUCAGUAUAUUUUUACCAACACACGGAAAAGCCAAUAAACUUUAAUAUUGUGAACGUUCAAUUUGCAACAUAAUAGACCUAUUAACCAUCAGUACCCUAUGCAGUUUGUAACAACAGAAUCUUAUAUAAUACAGAAUUUAACUGCUGCUGGGUGUUAUCACACCACUCAAAAGAAUCUAGUAUAGAAAUUUCAUCUCAGCACUGUUAUGCUUUACCUGAUAAGCAUGUGCUAUUUUGUGCAAUUCCUGUCAGGUUUGGUGACUAGAAUCAACAAUUAGGUUGGUUGUCAUGCUGUUAAAUAUGAUAUUCAAUGUUAAAUACAGAAUAAAAAGGACUUAUUGUCACUGUGAUGGAUCACAUAGAACUGCUGUGCUUUUAUUGGAUCUUUAGUGACUACAGUAGUUCACUGGUUAGUAGUUGAUUGAUUGAUAGCAGCACGUGGUGAGCAAGGUCAAAGAAUUUCAGAAAUGUAGUCUUGAUGGCUUAGCUGGUACCAUAGUCUAGGAUAUAAACAGCCAUUGUAAGCAACAACAACCUGCAUUUAUAUAGCACCUUUUCACACGGAACAGGGUCUCAGAGCACUUAAAGUGGAAGGUCCUAAUUUGAUGCCUUCAAUGUGCUGAAUUUGCUGAUCUUUCUCAGGACAGUGGGGGUGCUAAGGUUCCUCCUGCGACUAAGGCUCACACAUGAACAUUCAGCAGAAAGUAGUUGUUUGGAUUUAAGAAUCGAUACUGACUAUUCCUAGCCAAAGCAUCAAGCUUUGGACAGAUAUUGAGGCCAGAUUCCAGCUCAUUUUCUAUGAACAGAUAAAUUCCAUUUUUCUCUAAAUUUUUCCCUUGGAUUUGACAGAUCUUACAAAGUGACAGAAAUGGUUAUGUCAGAAAAUUACAAGGAGACAACCUAACCAUUAUAUCUAAAUUUGUCGAAAAUACUGCACUUCAUAUAAAUGAGACCAUUUUAGUUUGAAAAUUUUAAAUACCCUUUUACUGAGCCAGUGUUUAUUCUUGAGAAUAUGUAAAAAAAUAAACACUUUAUUUAAUACACAGCAAUAAUGAAAUCCCAAAUUCACGAGUUUAUUAUGAGAAACAAUACCCUAAAACAAAUUACACUAUAAACCAGAACUGGGUCCUCAGAUGUAACUAAAUACAAAAUACUGCAGAUGCUGGAAAUCUGAAAUCAAAAACAGAAGUCGCUGGGAAUUCUCAGCAGGUCAGGCAGCAUCUAUGGAGAAAGGAAAGUGAGUCAACGUUUUGGUCCACAACGAAGGGUUAUUGACCAGAUAUGUCUUUGUUGCAUUUUUACAAGAUAGAAUUGAAAAGUUCAGUUGCACUGAAUAUUUCUGUUCUGGCUCAGGAAAGGCUCCAUUUAGGGCUGGUUUGGAUUUUGUUAUCAUAGUGGCUGACCAUAUACUGCACUUUGCAUGGGUGCACCUCCUGUGAAUUCAAUAAAGUAUAACAGAAAAAGACUUAAAAUAAUUAUGAUCCAACAUUCUUAUUGUUCCAGUUUAGACUAUUUACUGACUUAACAUUUAUCACACGACAUUACAGUUGCCUGCUUUGAUUGUUAUGUUUUGCUGACCAAACAAAAAUGACCUGAUCUCUGGGCAUUAUUACUUAUAACUCAAACAUAGCCAUGUGCAAAGCUCAACUUCUCCUUUUGCUCAUUAUAA